Messenger RNA from Triticum aestivum (bread wheat), 623 nucleotides. RefSeq lists its product as uncharacterized. Bases 133 to 585 code for a protein of 150 amino acids. The transcript is spliced from 3 exons. NCBI's taxonomy places the organism in Eukaryota, Viridiplantae, Streptophyta, Magnoliopsida, Poales, Poaceae. The record is from RefSeq and is a predicted model, not a curated record.
CUCCUCCUACCUCCUGUUCACCUCGCUCCCGUGGACGCCCGUGCGCCGUCCAGCACGCGGAUGUCGUGCUGCCGCCCAUCCCGCGGUUGAAGAGUUGGAUAAGAGCCCUCCCUCGACGCCCCUCUCUCUGCCAUGAACCCUAGCUCCCUCCAUUUUCCCCUCUGGCGCCGUUCUCCACCAAAUCGAGCCGCGUUCGAGAGCUCCCAUGGCUGCGCCGUCGACGUUGGCGCGGACACCGGCCUCCCCUCGCCUAUCCAGCAGGUCCAGGAGACGCGCACCUUCACCCUCUUCGUCUACGACAAGUCGCGCGAGCAGGGACGCCCUCACGCCGCCGCAAUCGUCGAUCCCCAUCGUCGGCCGUCGCUUCUACCUCGUCGUCGACCCGCCGCUGCCUGCGCUCCCGUUCAUUCGAAGAGCCACCAUGUGCUCCCUGACCCCAUGACGGCUACCGAUGUCGCUGUAAUCGACUACGUCGACGAUGACCCUCCUUCUCGCCUGAGCAACCAGAUGGUGGAUCCUUGGAGCCAGAUGCCACCGCCGAUGGAUGCAACUACAUGGAGACCGCCGAUGACCAGGAGUAGUUAGGAGGUCCCAGGCGGGAGGCCUUGGCUCUUCGAUCGUGU